This is a messenger RNA of Thrips palmi, 812 nucleotides long. Its product is annotated as prostatic spermine-binding protein-like. NCBI's taxonomy places the organism in Eukaryota, Metazoa, Arthropoda, Insecta, Thysanoptera, Thripidae. The transcript has 2 exons. The coding region runs from base 220 to 684 and encodes 154 amino acids. The record is from RefSeq and is a predicted model, not a curated record.
CCGCGCGGCAGUCGCAGUGGUGCAGUGGUGCAGCACUACGCCGCGCGUCAAAGCGUGCGUCAAGCCAGUGCGUCCGGAACCGCCGCCGGCAGUGAAGUGGUUGCGUGUUUACCGCCGAUACGGAGUCCGCAGCGCGCAGCGCGCAGCCAAUAAUAUUUGUCGCCCCGUUUCUCCCGUGCGCGCGCGCGUGUGUGUGUGUGUGUGUGCUGCUUGUCAGUUAUGAACGCCAGAAACGACUCCCAGGAUGUGGUGGUCGUCGCCGUGGUGCCGGCCCGCGACCGGCUGCACCAGGCCGACGUGAUCGACCUGGUAUCCGACUCGGACUCCGACGAGACGUACUUCGAGGGGGCGGAGGACAGGGGGCCCGCCAUCCUGGACGAGGAGUACCACCCCGUCUACCGCCGCGGACACCAGGACGACGACGUCGAAGACCAGUGCCCAGAACGAGACCUACAUCCAGGCGGCCAGCAGGAGGACGGCGAGGACGACGGCGAGGACGUGGAGGAGACGGAGAACGGGCAGCGCUGGCACGUCAACGACCUGUUCCCCGACACGGAGGACGAGGAUGGCCAGGACGACGACCACGAUGACGACCACGACGACGACGGCUACGAGUCCGCGUCCCAGAGCGACGCGCGCGACGCGGCGCCCAGCCGACCCCGACUACGGAUUAUAUUUUAUUGAAUUUAUAUUUUACCAACGCGUCGGGUGGGCGCUCGUUCAGGACAGCAGCAGUCCCAGGGUCUAGUCAGAAGGUACGCACUGUAUUGUUUUAAGAAGGAGGCACAAUAAAACCAAUUUGUGAAAAGCCA